Molecule: messenger RNA, 2207 nt
Organism: Egretta garzetta (little egret)
Lineage: Eukaryota; Metazoa; Chordata; Aves; Pelecaniformes; Ardeidae
Gene: TP53INP1
Product: tumor protein p53 inducible nuclear protein 1
Exons: 3
Coding region: 193-906 (237 amino acids)
Biological process (GO): autophagosome assembly; positive regulation of DNA-templated transcription
Cellular component (GO): autophagosome; nucleus
Source: RefSeq, a predicted model, not a curated record
CUGUCUUCAUUUUUUUGCAGGUUUCACAUAAACUGUUUACCAGUCAUGCCUCUUCAUGUCCUGUACCUAAGCUGAUAAAGCAUCUAUGCACUUUAAUCUCAAGUCUAUGCCGAUCUUCUAGUACGGUGUGAGCUGUGCCUUGAACCUUGGAUAUAAAGACCUACCAGCCAAAGUCUUGUUCCUGCCUUAGUAAUGUUCCAGAGGUUAAAUAACAUGCUCAUGGGAGAGAUUAAUAGCUUGUCCAGCCAAGAGCCAGAGUUCAGUGAGAAAGAAGAUGACGAGUGGAUUCUGGUUGACUUCAUAGCAGACACUUGCACUAAUUGCUCCGUGGAAGAAGCGGACAUCGCUGAAGCAUCGCCCGCGGAUGGCUCACCUGUCUUCUCUUGUUUACCGUCUCCCCUGGAACACUUGCCGGAGGCCAGCGAGUCUUGCUUCAUCCAGUUUGAGUCAUGCCCCAUGGAGGAGAGCUGGUUUAUCACCCCUCCCCCAUGUUUUACUGCAGGUGGAUUAACCACUCUCAAAGUGGAAACCAGUCCGAUGGAGAACCUCCUAAUAGAGCAUCCCAGCAUGUCUGUGUAUGCUGUCCACAAUACCUGUCACAGCCUUAAUGAGACUGGAUGCGGAGACGAGGAGUUUCACAGCCCAGGUAGCCCCAGACUGGAGGCCCGAAAUGAAACGGGACAACGUGUUCACUGCUAUGUCACAGCUCUUGCUACUCGUUCAACUUUUCUGGAAAAAAACAAGAGCUUUCGUCCUACCCACUGGAUAAAAGAACAUAAUGGAAGACACUAUCUCAACAGAAACGGUCUCCGUCGCCAAAACCUCACCAGGGAUUGCCACUCUCGGCAAAUCAAGCACAACGGACUGUUUGUUCACCAGCCUUGCCAGCGUCAGUUCAAUUACUGAUGGCUCUUGUGGUUUUAAUCUAUAGUCUAAUUGUUUUUAGGUUGCUCUUGUUUUCAUGCAUAGGUAAGUGUGGUCAAUCUGAAGCUGAUCAUCAGUCCCUCAAACACAAUCGUAACUAGUGUUGUGUUCUUUUGAAAUGACACACAAAUAUCUGAACAUCUUGCAGCAAGUCCUAAACAUUGGUGUUAAAAAUCAAUGUCUUGGAAGCCUAUCAGUAUGAUAGUUUGUGUGCUGUUUUGUAAACUAUGAUGUAUAGAUGGUUUCUUAGUUGGUAUUUUAAAGAAACUUAACUGAGAUGGAAAUCGGUUACAUUUUGCAUUAAUCAAAGUGGAGUUAGAAAAAAUUGAGGUUAGCCGUGUGCUUUAAAGACCAGUACUUGACAGCUUGUGUAUCUGUCUAUAUUCAGCAUAUAUGAUUAGUUUCUAACGAGGAAAUACUAUAGCUGCCGGUGGAUAUUACAUAGCUGUGCUGAACUGUUACAAGAAGGACAUCUAAUCUAAAUUGCCUAGUACCUGCUUGUGUUAGUGGAGUUUGUGUAGGUGUGUUGGGUACUUAACAUGGGUGUAAAAGGGUUAAAUGUCCCCCGAAUAUUGUUGCAGUAUGAUAUGGCACUGGUGUUACAGAUGUAGUACCUCACAGUGGAGUGGAAGGAAAAGUGUACCUAUGGGUGAAGUGCAGUAGCACAACCCAGAGAGCUGAACUGGGUUUUACUUGGUACAGUUCGAGUUCUUACUCCCUUUCUCUUAACUCUUUCUGUCUUUGAAAGAUGUGUUUCCCCAUCCCUAUUUCAUUUAAUCUCUUGUCUAGUGAAAGGAAAAAGAUGGUGGAUUGGCCAUUCUUUUAAUCCCAUCAGUAGCUGACUGCUCUUUAAAGAAAUCAGGCUGAUGGAUAGCUAUUUCUGAGCUGCUAAUUGCUGUUAGAUUUUUUUUCAUAUUUACAGAUUGAGAGUAGCUUGAAAGUAGCUAGAAGGAAGGUUUUGCCAGAAGUACUCCUAAACUUCCUCUCUUUCUCUUGCUACAAAAAUGAAGUCUGAGUUAAUUGUGACUGGAAAUGAAGGGCGGUGUGUGGCAGGGAGAAGAGUAAGCCUGUUUUUCAGCAUAUAGAAAUAAACACAAUAACAGGGUGUAUAAAAAUUGAGAUGGAUCAACGGUGGUUGUUUUCCUAGCCCGUUGGGGCAGAAGGACUGGAUAACAAUUCUGUGGGCCAACAGGAGAGAAAAGCCAUUCAAAACUAACAAGUCAUUUUCUUAAGAUCACUGUGCGAGAUGUUUUUUGGAAGUUGGCAGGCACUUAAAAAAAAAA